CAUAGCCGGAGUGAGAGUCGUCCUGUGCUCUGAGCCAGAGUUGUGUACGUCAUGGCAACGCAAAUUUUGCAAACCGAGCGCUUCAUAGCCCAAAAAUAUUUCUUCAGAGUCCAAAAAUGGGGUUGGAAAGUGGUCGGAUUCUGGCCGGGCAUGGACAAUAUUCCAUCGCUACGGAUAGGUCUGGCGAUUGGGAAUAGCAUCGAAGUGUUGAUAUACAGCGUGUUCCAGCUCAUGUAUUGCUAUGAGAGCUCCCACAAUUUAGUUUUUGUGCUUGAUGCAUUAACACCGGUUCUGACACAAAUUACGACUGCUAUGAAGGUGCUGAUUAUCGUUGCGAGGCGUGAGGAUCUGAAAUUUGUUUUGGAUUACCUAAAGCAAUCAUUUUACUAUGAUAAAUCCAGGGAAAGCGUCAAGAUUCACGGCAGAGCAUCAAUCAUCUCGUUUACAUUUGGACUGACUCUGGCUGUUUUCGCGAAUCUAACGAAUUUGUUCUUUUGCCUUUUACCGAUGGUCAAGGACUCGUACCGAUUGCUGAUGGGGAUCGAACGGAGCUACGAUUUGCCAUUCAAAGCUGUUUUCCCGUUCAACAUUUUCUGGUCACCACUGUUCGAAUUCAUAUUUGUGACUUCGGUCUACAGUGGCAUUAUGACCGCCACCUCAAUUUACAGCACAGAUGGCUUGUUUCUGGGGAUUUGUGCACACAUUUCCAGCGAAUUCAAAAUCAUUGGAUCACGAGUCAGCACACUGAUUGAGGACGAAAUUGGAUCCCAUCAAUCAAUCGAAAAAUUCUCGAAAGAGCAAAAUGACCGUCUGUAUAAGAAGCUGACGGCAAUCAUCGACGAUCACAGUACAGUUAUCGAUGUGUGCCAGAAAAUGUCCCGAUGUCUGUCGCCCAAUGUGUUGAUUCAUUAUUUCACAUCAGCCGUCAUCACAUGCAUCUGCUGUCUGAUGAUACUCCUGGCUGAAGGAGCAGCGAAAAUAAUCUUCGUGAACUACAUAAUCGCAUCGACGACCCAGGUGUUCGUGUAUUCGAUCAGUGGUAAUAUGCUUGAAGACGCCAGCACCGGGAUAUAUUUCACGGCGUACGAUUUUCCGUGGUACAAAUGCGACGAACGUAUUCGUCGAACGAUCCAGAUGAUAAUGAUUCGGAGCCAGAGGAAAACUGCCAUUGAUGUGCCGUUCUUCGAGGCUUCGUUGGAGACGUUUAGUGCGAUUAUCAGAACAGCAGGUUCAUACAUUGCCCUACUUAACACGUUUCUAUAAGCUCAUUGGACUUGGAUUCGGAUGUCAUAGACUAGUCGAUGCUUUGCAUUUAAGGGAAUUCUAAUAGAUUCGUUUUUUCAUAGUAGAA
Bradysia coprophila is the source of this 1351-nucleotide messenger RNA. Its product is annotated as odorant receptor 22c-like. Gene Ontology annotation, cellular component: plasma membrane. The record is from RefSeq and is a predicted model, not a curated record. Gene Ontology annotation, biological process: detection of chemical stimulus involved in sensory perception of smell; sensory perception of smell. Gene Ontology annotation, molecular function: olfactory receptor activity; odorant binding. NCBI's taxonomy places the organism in Eukaryota, Metazoa, Arthropoda, Insecta, Diptera, Sciaridae.